ACCGGAGCCCCGCGUGGCCGCGCGCAUCCCGGGACGCCGGGUCCGGCGCCACGCCACGCCGCGCCGGGGGGCGGCCCGGGGGCGGCGGGAGGAGUCCUGGAGCCGGCGGAGCGCGCCGAGGAGCCGGGCCGGCCCCCGCGGGGGACGUGCGACCUGAGAGGGAUCCACAGCCUCGCUGCGUGGCCGGAGGGUCUUUGGUAGCCGGAAGAUUUGGAACCUCUACUGCUGUGAAUUCAUCAGUGAACCUGGAGCUUUGGGCCGUGCCAACAUGAGGGACGUCAAGGUACCUUGGCCCUGGAGAAGGCUGCGUGGCAAGAGACGGUCGGUGGUAGCGUUCUGCCUCUUGAUGACACUGUCUGCGCUGGCUGUCACCCGCUUACCCCCACAGCAUCCAGCAGCCGGCCCACACCCUGGCCCCACGGAGCCCCGGGACAUGACUGACAACUCUGCCCCUCACACACGUCAGGCUCUGAGCUCCAGCCAGAGGCAGCGGGCGAGGAACCUGGGGCUCUGCAGGGGCCGGGCUUUGCCCAGGAAAUCCAGCUUGGUCUGUGUAGAGGAGCAAGGCCACAGAGCGCGGCGAGCGGACAGAGGCAGGCCGUCCCCUGGAGGUGACAGCAGGCAUGCAGGCAGGGUCAAGAGGGGCAUUGCCGUGGCAGAUCUGGCAUUCACGACCCAGUAUAUUGUUCCCCUGAGGGAAGAUGAAGUCAGAGAUCCAGGCGCCCAGGGCCUGGGCCACCCCUGGCGCAGAGUCCCCAUCCCGGACGCACCAGGUGAAGCCAGCAUCCAGGUGGGCCCACUGGCCACAGGGAGCAAUGUGGCAGCUUUACAGGCCUGGGAAGCUACCACUGGGCUGGCCCUCCAGCCCUAUCCAGCAGAAGACAAGGAACUUCCAGGAGCUCAGGACAGAAUCUCGAGUGGUGGGUCCCCGGCAGCGGGUCCUACCCUGGCCUCAGGGGCCCGCAGCUGGCCUGAUUCUGUUGGAGAGCUUCGAGGGUCUGCAUGGUGUGACAGCGCAGGGGUGAUGAGCAGCUCAAACACCAGCGAGCAGGUGCCCCCAUGGCUCACUGAACACGAUGUGCAGAUCCUCCGCUUGUUGGCCCAGGCGGAGGUGGUGGGCAAAGCCAGGGUCCCUGGCCAUGGGCAGGUCCUGCAGGUUGGCUUCUCCAUGGAGGGUGCCCCUCAGCGGGACCCGAUUCCUCCCAGACUCAGCCAUCUCUGCCCCCGGGGAUUCUGCGGCUUGAUCAAGAGGCCUGGGGACCUGCCUGAGGUCCUGGCCUUCCACCUGGACCGUGUGCUGGGGCUGCGGCGGAGCCUGCCUGCUCUGGCCCGCCGCUUCCGCAGCCCCCUGCUGCCCUACCGCUACACAGACGGAGGCACCAGGCCCAUCAUCUGGUGGGCACCUGACGUGCAGCAUCUGGGUGACCCGGAUGAGGACCAGAACUCGCUGGCCUUGGGUUGGCUGCAGUACCAGAGCCUGUUGGCACACGGCUGCGGCAGGCCAGGCCAAGGCCCCUGCCUGGGCAUCCGUCACACCGAGUGGGCACGUCUGGCACUCUUCGACUUCCUGCUGCAGGUGCACGACCGUCUGGAUCGCUACUGCUGUGGCUUCGAGCCUGAGCCCUCAGAUCCCUGCGUGCUAGAGCGGCUGCGAGAGAAAUGCCGGAACCCGGCCGAGCUGCGGCUGGUCCACAUCCUGGUCCGGAACAGUGACCCAUCUCGUCUGGUCUACAUCGAUAAUGCUGCCAACCUCCAGCACCCCGAGGACAAGCUGAACUUCCGGCUCCUGGAGGGUAUCCGUGGGUUCCCUGAGUCGGCCGUGAAGGUUCUCGCAUCAGGGUGUCUCCAGAGCCUACUGCUCAGGUCGCUGCGGAUGGACCCGGUGUUCUGGGAGAGCCACGGCGGGACCCCCGGGCUGAAGCAGGGCCUGCAGAACCUGGAGCGCCGAGGACAGGUCCUGCUGGCUCACAUCCAGAGACACAACCUCACGCUCUUCAGGGACCAGGACCCGUGAGUCCGGCACUGCCCAGGCAAGCAUCGCCCCUCACGUCAGAACCCUGAGUUGAUGAGCAGCCCUCCUGAUGGCCAGGGGCUCCUGUGCUCACCCAUCCUGAGGACACAUGGGGAAAGCGAGAAACCAGAGGGACGGGUGGAUGUCGUGGGAUGGUUCGCCGCCUGGGACAGGGGAGGUGGCGUCGGGGGUUUCACUCUGACUGCUUUCCUCUCUGCCUUCUUGACUGUGGCUGUUUCCAUGGACCAAUGAAUGUGAUUCACGAUUUUCUGUGAACUGCUCCAGAGCCUGCCCAGUUGUGCAUCCCAUGUGCCCAGGCAGAGCCAGACCACUGCCUGGAGAACUGCAGGGUGUCGCACGUACACACCUGUGGACACACCCGCGUGUGAUACAUGAGACAAACCUGACAAAGGGUCUUCAUAGAAUUGCACUUGCAGUUAGAAGCAGUCUCGGGUCCAAGUGUUGAAACACAAAGGGCCAGCACUGUGGUACAGCUAAUAGAGCCGCCACUUGCAAAGGCAGCUUCCCGUAUUGGAAUGCUAGUUCAAGUUCUGCUACUCUGCUCCUGAUCCAGCCCCCUGCUGGCUGCGCCUGGGAAAGCUGCAGAGGUUGGCGCAAGUGCUUGGGCCCCUGCCACCCACAUGAGAGACUUGGAUGGAGUUCCUGGCUCCUGGUUUCAGCCUGGCCCCGCCCUCAGUAUUGUGGCCAUUUGGAGAGUCAAUCAGAGGAUGGAAUAUUCUCAUUCUCUCCAUCUCUCUCUUUCAAAUAAAUACAUCUCUUUUUUUUUUAUAUAAGACUUAUUUAUUUAUUUGAAAGGCAGUGUUACAGAGAGGCAGAGGUAGAGAGAGAGGUCUUCCAUCCACUGGUUCACUCCCAGAUAGGCACAACAGCUGAAGAUGCGCCGAUCUGAAGCCAGGAGCCAGGAGUUUCUUCUGGGUCUCCCAUGCAGGUGCAGAGGCCAAAGGACUUGGGCUUCUUCUACUGCUUCCCCAGGCCAUAGCAGAGAGCUGGUUCAGAAGUGGAGAAGCCGGGACUUGAACUGGCAGACAUAUCGGAUACCAGCGCUGCAGGUGGUGGCUUUACCCGCUACACCACAGUACUGGCCCUGAUAAAUACAUCUUUUGAAAAAAAUUACACUAAGGAUUUGUCUUUAUAGGCUUUAAAUUUUUCAGUUCUUACUCUGUUACAUUGUUUGGUUUAAAAACUGGAGAAGUAACACAUGCUUGCUAAAAGCAAAUGUAUAAUAGAGGCAUAUAAACAGUGAAAUUCAUACUCACACUACAUGCAAAUUUAAAAAUAAUAGAAGUGGCCGGCACCGCAGCUUGGUAGGUUAAUCCUCUGCCUACAGCGCUGGCACACCGGGUUCUAGUCCCGGUUGGGGCACCGGAUUCUGUCCCGGUUGCUUCUCUUCCUGUCCAGUUCUCUGCUGUGGCCCGGGAGUGCAGUGGAGGAUGGCCCAAGUGCUUGGGCCCUGCACUCGUAUGGGAGACCAGGAGAAGUGCCUGGCUCCUGGGUUUGGAUCAGCGCGGUGUGCCAGCUGCAGCACGCAGGCCGCAGCUGCCAUUGUGGGGGUGAAACAACGGAAAAGGAAGACCUUUCUGUCUCUCUUACUCUCUCACUGACCACUCUGCCUGUCAAAAAAAAAAAAAAAAAAAAAAGUGGCGAUGUCAGUGUCACUUCUACCAAGAGAAGAGAGCGGGGGACUGUUUCCCUUCACCUUCAUCAGUACUUGACCGUCUCACAUGUUUUUGCCUUUCAUCCAUCUGAUAGGGAAGCUUAAUUUGAAAAUUGCAUUUCCAGGGCAGGCGUGUGGCAUAGAGGUUAUAAUGCUGCUUGAGACGCCUGUAUCCUCUGUCAGGCUGCUUGGGUUUGAGUUCCAGCUUCGUUCCCAGUUCCAGCUUCCUGCUAAUGCACACGCUGGGAAGCAUCGGGGGCGGCUCAAGUAGUUGCGUCCCUGCCACCCACAUGAGAGAGUAAGUUCUUAGCUCCUGGCUGAUCGGGCAUUUGGGAAUUGAACCAGAUGAUGGGCGAUCUCUGUGAAAUAAAUAUAAUAAAUACAUAAAAAUUAGGAUAUAUUACAUUUUCUCAGUUACUAAUGAAGCAGCCUUUCUACUUAUUUACUAAUCAGUAUAUUUCCUUUAAGAUAUUUGUCCUCUCCUUGUUAAUUGGGUAGAGAUCUCGGAAUGUAAUUAGCAUAGCAAUCUCCGUUAGUUGUGGUAUAAAUAUUUUCUUCCUGUCUGUCAUUUGUCUCUUGACUUUGUUUAUGGAGUCUUUUUGCCAAGUAGAAAAUGUUAACUUCCGUGUAGUCAAAUUUGUUUGUUUUUCCCAUGAAGUCUUGGUGUUUCACGCCUUCUUGGAAAGGCUGUCAGUACUGCCAGAACAUUCAGAUAAUCUCCUGUGUUUUAUUCAAGUAUUUACACAGUAUUUUUAAAUCCUUAGAAAAUGUGUAUCUGAGAAAGCUGGGUGUUAGGUAUCUAACUUCCAUGCCCUUCCCCCAGGUGGAUAGUCAGGUGUUCCAGCAUCACCAUUCCAAAGUCUUCCCUCUCUCUCUCUGCUGAAUCUAGCGUUCCCUGGUCAUAUCCUAAAUUCCCACCAGCACAGAGUUCUGUAUGUGAACUCUGCUCUGCUCCAUUGGUCACUUUUUUCCAGUUCCUGCAUCAGCAUGACAUGAUUUUAACUAAGGCUACUUAAUACUUUUGCUAUCUGGUAGUCUAGGGUCUCAUCGUUUUAUUCUACUUCAGUUUUUUUUUUUUUUUUCUGUGCUGUUUUUUUGCAUUGUCUUUAAUACCAUAAUGUCUACCCACGAAGCAUGCCACCCCCUGCCGUUGUCCUCACAGUCCCACUGUUUUCAAUUUAUAGACUAAUUAGAAUCUGUUUCAUUUUGGAUACUGAAUGCUGUCACCCAGGGGUGGGGCUUACCCAUCCACUUACUCUUUGAUCAUCCCUAGUAACAUUUUAUAUUUUUCAUCAUCAAAUAGCUCAUUUUAAAGAUAUGUUUACAACUAUUGAAAAUGACUUUUCUUUCUCAGAUGUUUUCAUACAUUUUUAGAUGCGUAACUUAGAGUUCUUAAAUAGCAAAUCAUAUUUUCAAAUAAUGAUGACUUUACAUUUCUAGUUUGCAAAUGUGUGUGUCUAUGCACACCUCUGAAUUAUUUCAGUUGUCUCGUUCCUUUGGCAGAAUCUCCCUGGAGGAAUGUUGAAUCAGAGCAACUAUAGCAAGCAUCCUCAUCUUAUUUUUUUAAAGAUUUUAUUUAUAUUAUUUACUAGUUAGAGUUACAGACAGUGAAAGGGAGAGACAGAGAGAAAGGUCUUUUUUCCAUUGGUUCAUUCCCCAAAUGGCCAGAACAGUUGGAUCUGAAGCUAAGAGCCAGGCACCUCUUCCUGGUCUCCCACGUGGGUGCAGGGGCCCAAGCACUUGGGCCAUCUUCUGCAUUCCCAGGCCACAGCAGAGAGCUGGAUUGGAAGAGGAGCAGCUGGGACUAGAACCGGCACCCAUAUAGGAUGCCAGCACCCCAGGUGGAGGAUUAACCUGCGCCACAGCGCCGGCUCCCCUCAUCUUAUUUCUGACUCAAGUGGAAACACCUCUAUGAUUUCACUGUUGCAUAUUAUCAGGCUUAAAGAAAUCAUUUCUGAUAAAUACCUUUCAUCAAGUUCAGGAAGUUUCGUUAUAUUCUUAGCUUACUGCAUUUCCCCAGACUCAAGAAUGUGGAUUAAAUUUUAUCAAAUGCCUUUUCAGUGUGUGUAGAACAUAGUUCCUCCUUCAGUUUCUAAUGCUGAAUGAUCUUUUCGUUCCCAGAAUUUCCUAGACUAGACCUAUUUGGCUGAGGCAUAUUAGUCAUUUAGCAAUUUCAUGAUUUAAUCUGCAGUGUGUUACUUAGAAUCUUUGCAUAUGUAUUCAUAUAGGGCCUAAGAUGCUCCUUCGCAGAGCACUCUGUAGCUGUGUUAGUAAGUUUAAACAGGCAGACUUCAUUAAGUGAAUUCAGAAUUUUGCUGUCUUUUUCAAUGCUUUGGGACAAUUUAAAAAGGAAGCACUUAUUCCUCAAAGAUCUUACAGAACUGUCGCCUAAAACCAUGUGGGCCGUGUGCCUUUCACUACCUUAUCUUUUACAGACUUUUCAAGGCACUUCCCACCCAAUGUGGCCAUGUGAGGGUGGGAGGGGCUACAAUCCCCGGGGCCCUGGCUUAGCCCAGGGUCUGGGAAUGCAGAUGUGUCCUGGACACGACGUGUCACUGGGAAGAGGGAGGUCAGCCCCAGCCAGCUCAGGGAUUUCUCCUAAGGUCACCAAUAUGUUGUUCUUUCUCCCAUUGGUCUCAGUUCCUCCCAAGGAUGUUCCUUCUGGACUCAGCCAGUUUCUAUUUCACUGCUCCUGUUCGACUUCCUGCCCCAUGGACCUACGCUCAGCCAGAGGUGGGAGUGAGGCACUUAUCACCCUAGAAAAAGGCAAAGACAGAGAGACGGGGCUCUCACAUCAGGAUGAGACUCAGCCAGCCCCUAACACUGCCUCACUAGUGAGACAUUAAAUACUCAGACAGUGGUAUGCGACACUGGAACUCUAGCCCACCUCUGCAGGGACCAGCAGGGGAGCCAAACCACAACUGCAUAGCAUUGGCCCAGUAGGGUGAGAACUUGGCCAGUGACGGCCAUUUUCCUAGUCCACGGGAGAAGGCAGGUGUGCUGAUGGCGUGUGUGUGUGUGUGUGUGGUCUCUCUAUGAACCCACCAAGUCAGACUCCUCCUGUCAGUGAGCAAAGCUCCAGCUUCCACCAAGACUCUUUGUGUCAGGAUGUGAACCAGCCUUCUCAGCAAGAAGGGGCAUGCCCAUGGACAGACACCAAGUGGUCCCGCCCAGCCUGCCCUGGGCACAACGACUCCCUGUGGCCCUGCAGGACAGGGCUCCACUCUCCCUGCUUAGCCACCCACCAGACACCAUUUCUGGGUACUCCUCUUGUCAGGUGGCUGGGUCCAGGUUCUGCCUCUGAUGUGAUAAAGAAAUUUGGGGACAAGAUGUAGGGAAAGAUCAGCAGAGAAACAAGAUUUUUUUGCACUUAAAGCAAAUGAACAAGAGGGAGUUCGGGCAUACUCCAGAGUGAGCUGUACCCCACGAGGUUUGGGGCCAGCCUGUUUUGUGAUCUGGAGGCACAGGAGUGGUACCUUGAAGGGUGGUGUUUAAUUGAAUAGGGGGUGGAGUCUGGGCAGGGAUUGAGUAUUGCCUUGUCCCUUUUGGGAAAUCUUGGAAGUGUCAUGGUGUCAGGUGUGUGAUGGGAAUAAGAGUGUCAGCCAUGGUUAUUUUAUUGUAUUCACCUUAUAGCGAGCUACAGGUCAGCCUGGUGACUCCGUCAGCAACCAUGGUGGGUAGUUUUGGCUCGUGCCAGCUCUGAGCAGCAGUUUUGCGGAAGUUGCCAUUUUCCACCGCAGAGAACUGUGUUAUCAAACCCAAGGCCCACACUUGUCACAGUAGAAUCCGAUACCUUGGCGGACAAGGAUUUGGGGAAAAGAAAGGGAGGAAAGUUUACUCAGGCUGCUAGCAACGUGGGGAGGUGGCCGGCUAGUGCCUUGGUUUCCAACCACUCCAUGAAGGAUGGAGACCGAAACUUAUACAGGAAAAUGCAGGUUUAGCUACGUGACCACAGUCAUGGACAGAGGGUGCAGGUGCGGCGGGGGGAGUCUCUGUCAUUCCAGUGCCACUCAGUGGAGCUUCUUUGAUACGCGGCUUGGCUGCUCUGGCUGUGGUUGCCAGCAUCUUUCUGAUCUCAGUCUGCUCUUUCAGCUGCUUCCCUGUAGCCACCCUUCCAAUGCUGACAGGGGUGAGGGGGGUUGGGUGGGGUAGGGGGGUAUAAGGUUAUGAGGUUAUAAGCUAUAAGGUUACUGUGCAACGUCAGCCACCAUCUCAAGUCCAGUUUGCAAAAUUCUCACACAUUAUCUAUCUACACUUUUUUUUUUUUUUUUUUUUUUUGACAGGCAGAGUGGACAGUGAGAGAGAGAGAGAGACAGACAGAGAGAAAGGUCUUCCUUUGCUGUUGGUUCACCCUCCAAUGGCUGCCGCGGCCAGCAUGCUGCGGCUGGCGCACCGCGCUGAUCCGAUGGCAGGAGCAAGGUGCUUCUCCUGGUCUCCCAUGGGGUGCAGGGUCCAAGCACUUGGGCCAUCCUCCACUGCACUCCCAGGCCACAGCAGAGAGCUGGCCUGGAAGAGGGGCAACUGGGACAGAAUCCGGCGCCCCGACCGGGACUAGAACCCGGUGUGCCGGCGCUGCUAGGCGGAGGAUUAGCCUAGUGAGCCGCGGCUCCGGCCUUAUCUACACUCUUAAUUAGCCACAAGCCCAGCUUUUGUUCUUCUGAAGGUGAAAAGGACCCGGCUGGGUGUGCCGGCAGGGCUGCAGCGCAGGUGGAUCUGCAGGGAGGGGCUGGGGCCCUCAGCUCCCCUCGCCUCCAUCAGUCUCAGCAGUGGGCUCUUCUUUCCUGGAGGAAGCAGCGCCCUGGAUCAGUGCCUCCCAUCACCACUACCUCAAGGUCAGUAGGGUUGUUACUCUGCAUUUUACAGAGGAGGCACAGAGGGUUUGGGUAACUUGCCCAUGGUGUCCUGGAAGGCUGAGACUUCAAUCACAGGUACAAACUGUGCGAGCAAUUCUUGCCCCCAAGGCCACCACCCCUGGCCAGGUACCCCACGGCCACCUCCCCCUGCAGUGCCUCUGGAUCCAGAGCACAUGACAAGCCAGGACCAGCGCUCGGGACUGCAGGGCAGCAAGAGGCAGUUCUUGGCCAAGUACGUUCAUUCUGCUUUGUCCAUUGGCAGAGUCUUUCCUGCAAACCUGAAACCUGAGCCACUUUUUAUCCCUUUCAAAAAAAAACAAAACAAAAAAAACCCGUCUCAGCCCCAGUGCUUGCUGCUUGCCUUCUGUCUCCGGAGCCAUUACCCCAGGAAUGAGAACAAGGAGCCAAGUCAAGCAAGCAGCCUGGACGGGAAUCAGGGUGUUCCCAUCAAGCUGAGCGGAGGGUGCCUGGGAUCUGGAGUGUGUGUGUGUGUGUGUGUGUGUGUGUGUGUAGGGCGGAGUGGAAUGGGUGGGGAAGGAAGUGUUUUUGCUCAGCUUUGGCAGAAUCGCUUGUUAGAAAGAGGUUAUCUGGGGGGCUCUGCGAAGGCCAUCUCAACUGCUGCCUCCCUGCUGCCCAACUGGCUUCGCCCAGGGCCCAACCCCACCCCUGCUGCAACCUCUGUCUAAGGGAGACCAUGAGCUUCCAAGGCAGAGGCGCUGAUGACAGCAAUACAGGUCCACGACCCCAGCCAUCCCCACAGCUCUGGAAUCAGGAGCUUGUUACGACGUCUGCUGCCGCAGCUCAGGGCCGUCAGUGCGAAUAAUGGUGUCAGUUCCCGCAGAAAUGCUAGUGUGGUUGUCGGGUGUGGCACGGGACCCCACGAGCGCACUGUGUUACCUCUCUAGAUCCAAAAACCUCAGAAUCCUGAAUCACUCCGGGCUCCCAGGCUUUGGGUGUGGGACUCUGGGAUUAGGAACUGCUAAGGCAAAGUCUAACUUGACGCCACUGACCUUGCGGUAGUGUCUGACUCCACGGCAGGGCUUAGCGCCUAGUAAGGAUUCCUGGGAAGGCUUUUUUGAAGGCAGGUCCAAGAGAGUAGGAGGUGGAGAGAAGUCCAUCACAGGCAUGCCCCCCCAAGCCAGGUCAGGUUGCGGUUGGGUGAGCUCUUAAGGGCCAAGGGCACUUCAAGGUGGGCGGUGGAGGUGAGGACAUAAUGGAGUCACUUCCAGGUGGAGGACAGGCAUUUUUAGCUUCUUGUCUUCUCAGCAACAGUUGUCAAGAGGAUCCCAUGUGACACCAAGACAAGGGGCCUCGCCUCCCUCUGCCCCUGUGUCCAGCUGAGUCAUGGCCAGCGAAGCUGUGUGUAAAGGGAAUUAGAAGGUAAACUGCUUCUUGGACAUCUGAUUGCUCAGUUCUUGCGACUGCUGCCCUCAUUUAUAACUCGUGCACUCACACAGCACAGACACGGGCACAGCACGGACACGGGCGAUUUUCACCCAGGGGUUGAUUGGAUGCCUGCUGCUGAAUGGUCUCCCAAGUGCUUGUACCGUCUUGCUCUGAUCCCCCCAGCCGCGUCUGAGACUUCCAGUCUCGAGCUGAUCCUUGUGUGGAUUCACUGGGCAGUUUGUGGUGGUGGCAGAUGGCGGUUAUAAUUAGGGAGAGAGAGACUCCGGGCUGGAGGGAUGCUAUGAAGGCAUGCGGCUACCACAAAAAUGUACCCCCACACCUCCUGCCAUGGGGAAUGUGAUGGACCGAGAGUCCAGGGCCACGUGGAGUCCACUGCGACACGGGCGUCUCUCAGCCAGUGACGAGUCUGCCGGGGAUGCCCAUCUCAGGGACAGCUUGGGCUCAAGCACUCCCACCCAGCCCCACUCUGCAGCCUGAGGCUCCACCUCCUCGGCCCCUCCUCUACUUGUCGGCUCUGCAGGAAGUCAGGCCUGCCGCAGGGGCAGGGCCGUCUCUGCCACAGAAGCUGGACACAUCCGGGUCCUGGGUUCACUUGCUAGCCCUGUUCUCAGGGAAGCCAGACACACCAGACCUCUGUGGGAGAAACGCUCUCUGACUGAGGAGCUACAUCUGGACUGGAAGGACCGUGAUAAAACAAGACUGUCGGGUAGAAAACCAGAGCUUGAGGCUUCUUUACGUGUGAUACCUCUCGUAGCCGAGCCGGUGCUCAAGGGACCCUGGCACUCUGACUGCAGGUUACUGAACGGAGUCACUGCCCACGGGACUGAUGGCCUCUAAGUCCAGGUGGCCCUGAGCACUUGUCCCCGGGCCCUGGAGCAGUCACCAGGGGCAACGGACUGACAGGAGGCCUCUUCCUGUGGAAAAGCAUUGCCUGCCCCUGCCCCUGCCCCUGCCACAGCCCAGCCGGACACAGGCAUCCUGCCCAUAUCCCGCGAAGGGACUCGCGGACCAGGUGUGGCCUAUCUGAGUCUUGGGAGUCUGAAUGUCUAGCCUCUGAGCGUAAGGAAAACUCCUGGCGGGGGCCACCCUUUCUCACUGCAGCCCCCUUCCACCCACUUCCAGGCUUUUAUCCCACACAGAUGGAAAUGAGGUACUAAUCCACGGCCACGAGGAGACCCGACCAGCCCACCAGCUUCCCGCUCCUGGCUGUGUUGCCACUGCCACAUCUCCUCGGCUGACGACCAGGAUCAUGGGCCCCGGAGUAUGGAGACCAGCCCUGUCCCAGCGUCCAGUGAUAGCACUUGGCCGAGAUGUUUAUCACCAUUUAAUGAAUGCCCCCACAGACACGCUUCCCACUGGGCUACAAGCGGAUUUCAGGGUGAUGGAAGCCGAUGUACCACCCAGAUGGCCCACCACGGGGUUCCAGACCAGGAGCACUCAGCAGGAAGCAGCAGGAAUCAGGGAGCCGAAGAGGAGCCCUGGGACUGACUGACCUUCCUCCUCCUCCUCCUCCUCCCACCUACCUCCUUCCUGCUAGGAACUUCUCCAGGAGGUGGGGCGGGUCCUGUGAACACCACCCCCAGACGCAGUAAGACGACGCGGAGGCACUGGCCCCGAGCAGGCUCACUCAAUAAAUAACCAAAUAAUUCCCAGAAGUCACGGCCGCAGGAGGCGCAGGCCGGGGCCGCCCGCUACGUGCUGCACACGAGUACGUCUGCAAAGGGCCCCAGGAGGACCUUGUUGAAGAUGCAGCGGACCCACACCAGGCAAGAACAACUUCCAACUGAAGCUGAAAGAGACACACGCAGGGAGUAUCAGGAAGACGCGGGGGCGGGGGCAGGAUGCACCUGGGGCUGAGACACCCACCUGCGGCAGGAUGCACCUGGGGGCUGAGACACCCACCUCCGACCCGAGAAGGCCUUGCAACCCUGACAUGCUCCCCACUUCUCCAGUGACCGUUCUGUCACCUGCUGUCUCCCAGGCAUCCCUGCGGUCUCAGGCAGGCUUGGCAGCAGAUGGGGAUAUGGACCAGUAGCUACCAACAGCCAGAGUGCCCUGUCCGGCCCUCCGGAUCUGGCUGGCCAUGUGUGGAGUGGCCAAGCCCAGCCAAGCUCUGAGUUCAGGAAUCUGGAGCAAAGCUCACGGGACCAGGACACAUAUAGUAGGGUCUUGUUGGGUAGACAGGCAACCAGGCAGAGACCAGCCUCUGAGAAGAGGUGGGGAGCUGUUCCUUAUUAGAUUCUUAGUCCCCACCUGCCCCAAGGCCUGCCAGGAUGGAUUUGACAGAGGCCACAUCAAUUCAGCCUGGCCACAACGACCUUUCCUGGGCCGUUCAGGGUCCCGAGUUACCCUUCCGAAGUGGGAAGGAAAGAAGGGUUGGUGGGGAGGGAUAGAACCAUGGAACAGCAUUUUGCUAGGAAUAGCAUGGUGGUUCAAAGUAGGGGUCCUGGAGGGUAGACUGGCCAGGUUUGUGCCACCGUCACCACUCGCAAGGCAGGCAGACAGCACCAAUGUCUGAUGACAGAAGUGGCCACAUAAAUCCCCCACACGCCCCAGGCCAGAGCUCUGGAGCUCCUGGGUUAAGCUCCUGUUGUCCACAGCGGUAAGGAGCCUGCAAUGCAUGCCUUUGUUAGCUGCUCCCUGCCUUGUCUUACUUCUUCUUGCCUAUUCAGGUUUACCAGGACCAAGCACAAAUAAUCCACCUGCACUUGAAUCCACCUCUCAAAAUCUGCUUACGGGAGAACCUUAAUUCACACAGAUGUUACUGCAUUUUGUCACCAAGGAGAUGCAUAGAAAACCACCUUCCUGUGAGGUAGCCUUGGUGUGGGCACAGGGGGCCCGCAAGUACCUGGGCAGUCAGUGGUCACCAAGUCCUUCCAAUCUGGGUUCCUGCCCCCCCUCUGUGUGUCCCUCCUCCAAUCCCACACAGCAGCCUACAUAAGCCAGAAGCUCGAAGGAUCAGGCAAAAUCCUCAGAAAGGUUUUCAAGACAGCAGAUGGAGGCAAAGAGCACGUUAAUCAGAUCCCUCUCCCAGAGCAAGAUAAAGAGGCUUUUUCCCUACCACCGCAUCGAAAUGUUCUCACAUAACCGACACAUUUCUCCAGGAGGGAAAAUCGAAAUGGGGAAGAAUAAAUGGGCCCAGCUGCUAGCUGGGCAACAGAGUGAUGUCUUCUUUCUCCACCUCAGUGGACCAGUGCCUGGUGUGGCUGUAAGACCCUGUGAUGCUGGGGCAGUGGCAGGGGGAGCAGAUGAUGAGAGAGCACUCAGGUUGCCCUCCUUGGCCUUGGGGACUGAGCAGGACCGCAACUUGGUCCGACUGGUGCUGUCUGUUGGGCUCUGACACCUGACUCAUUGUUCAGAGCAGCCCCGUGCGCCCACAACCUCCCCAGGGUGCUGGUGACAAAGGGCUCAGAACCUAUUCUGCCCGCAAAUCUCUGUGUCCUGCUUCAUCUGUCACCUGGCUCUGUUGAAACAGGUUCAGGAGCCAGAAGCCCAGCACCACAGGAAAUCCCAUCCUCGUCUGUCUUUCCUGGGACCCCCACAGUAGAGCUGCUAAUUUCCCUCUCCCCAACUUGCUGCCUUUAAUCCUCUCUUCCACAAGUGAGCAGUGGGGGCAGCCUCCACCCUUAUGUUGGGCAGACCUGGCGAGGACCACGUUCUUACUGAGCUCCUGCCAAUCACAGUGCCAGACUAGGUCCCUCCCCCACACAACCGCCUUAGUCAAUCCUUCAGGACCACUGCUCAACAUGGCGGUCUGCUUCAUCGCCAUUUCCACCCAGGGAGAGGCAGAUGACUGAGCUGCACAUGCAUGGUGCAGCAUUCUACCAGGUGCACCUGUGCUGCUGCUCCGAGGUGAGGGCUGCCCACGGGCGGUCUUUCAGGGGGCUCCCUGCACAAGAGGAACAAAGAUGAUGGCACUGAGGCAUGGGUCACCCAGGAUGACAUAUUUUGUCUCCACCUGGUGCCCACCUGAAAAUCCAUACUGGUGCUUUAGAAAGCAUGGAAGUCUGACAGCCUGGGAGGAGUGCAGGACCCCACCCCACUCCAGGCUUAAAAACCCACCCAGAGCUCCAAAGAGGAUGGGAUUCAUAUGGGACAGGAGGUUUUUAUCUGGGCCCUUUCCCACCAGGAAAAAAGAAGAGUUAGGUGAGCCUUUCUCCUGCUUGGACAAGGACGCGGCAGGCAUCCGAACAGCCCGGCAGCCUUGCCCCUGCUCCAAGCCUGCCUCGUCGCAGCUGCCAGGAGAGCUGGACGGAACUUUACACAAAACCACGCUGCCCAAGCAACAAGCCACCACACCUGAUAUUGUUUACUUAGCAGAAUUUGCAAAGUUUCCCAAAUAUAGCACAUUCCCCCUUAUGCCCUCCGUGCAGGUGCUAUGUGGUCUUUUCCCCAAGAGUCUGCUAAGUCUCAUCUGCUAACAGUUUUUGCUGCAGGAUUUUUGCUGCAGGCACAAGGCUGCUGGAGGAGGCUGGCAGGGGCCCUGCUGCCUUUGCCACUGAGGCCUUUCAUGCAGGCAGCUUGAGGAGCAGCCCUGGCGGGGCCAAGGAGAUGACGAAAAUGGCCAACUCAGACCUGGACUCUACAGGGCAGAGAGCUGACUGCAAAACUGUAUUCUUUGGAAAGAAACCUGUUACAUGGAAAAGACACUGCCUCUUGGACAUCUGUGGUGCUGCACCCACCUCCUGCAGUGUGUGGUUUUCAGCAGACCUUAACUCUGGCCUGGGCAGCCAAGAGAGCAGGCCUCCCUUGUUGCAAGGACCCAGUGCAGUUCUUCCCAGCAUCGUCUCUGGGGCAGUACAACCUCCUCCCAGAAGCAAUGGGAGAAGGCAGGGGAGGAUUUCCUAUAAGGACCUCAAGAUACCAAAAGGGCACUUGUCCUGACGUCCUGUCUUGUCCUGACCUCAGAGCUGGGCUUCUCCGUGGAUCCCCACAGGAAGUCCCUCCUGCAAACACCUGCUGAGGCCUGGACCUGUGGUGGAAGCCGGUGCCCUUGGGUUUUCUCUUUAUUCUACUGACAACAGGAUUUGGCUAGAUGUGCACAGACAUGGCACAACCAUCAUUAACUACAGAUACAGCACAGCCCCCAACCAGGCAGAAUGGCUGCUGCCGGCCAGCACCACCACGGCAGCUGUGGUUGGUCACCCUGACUCUCCACUGACUCUACCUAAGCGAAAGUCAGCGGCUGAGAUCCAUGUUCUCAUGAACCUGCAUCCAAGGACUCAAGAGGACAGAGAGAACAAGGGAUCACGGCUCUACAUCAGCUCUACAUUAGCUACAGUACGUGAUGGGGAUUUUUUUUUUUUUUAAGAUUUAGUUUAUUUGAAAGGCAAAGUUAGAGAAAGAGAGAGGUAGAGACAGAGAAAUCUUACAACAGGCAGUUCACUCAACAAAUGGCCACAAUGGCUGGGGCUGGGGCUGGGCCAAAGCCAGGAGCUUCAUCCGGGUCUCCCAUGGGGGUGCAGGGGCCCAAGCACACUUGGGCCAUCUUCUGCUAUUUUGCUACGUGCAUUAGCAGGGAGCCAGAUCGGAAGUAGAGCAGCCAGUGCCCAUAUGGGAUGCUGCCGUUACAGGUGGCAACCUAGUGCACUGUGCCACAAAGCCGGCCCCAUGACAGGGAUUUUAAAAAUAAAAACUCUGAAAAUAAA
Oryctolagus cuniculus (rabbit) is the source of this 15594-nucleotide messenger RNA. The record is from RefSeq and is a predicted model, not a curated record. NCBI's taxonomy places the organism in Eukaryota, Metazoa, Chordata, Mammalia, Lagomorpha, Leporidae.